This is a messenger RNA of Enhydra lutris kenyoni (northern sea otter), 4896 nucleotides long. Its product is annotated as retinoic acid induced 14. NCBI's taxonomy places the organism in Eukaryota, Metazoa, Chordata, Mammalia, Carnivora, Mustelidae. Bases 107 to 3052 code for a protein of 981 amino acids. The transcript is spliced from 18 exons. Gene Ontology annotation, molecular function: actin binding. Gene Ontology annotation, biological process: signal transduction. Gene Ontology annotation, cellular component: membrane. The record is from RefSeq and is a predicted model, not a curated record.
UGGGGAAGCGGCGGGCGGAGUGGCGCAGCCGGCGGGUCCCCGGAGCCUCCGCCUCGAUGGGGUGUUGAAAAAUCUCUAGAGCUUGGGAAAGCUGACUGGACUAAACAUGAAGAGCUUGAAAGCCAAGUUCAGGAAGAGCGACACCAACGAGUGGAACAAGAAUGAUGACCGGCUGCUACAGGCUGUGGAGAAUGGAGAUCCUGAGAAGGUGGCCUCCCUGCUGGGCAAGAAGGGGGCCAGUGCCACCAAGCACGACAGCGAGGGCAAGACCGCCUUUCAUCUUGCCGCUACGAAAGGGCACGUGGAAUGCCUCAGGGUCAUGGUGACACAUGGCGUGGACGUGACUGCCCAAGAUGCUGCCGGACAUAGUGCUUUGCACCUCGCAGCCAAGAACAGCCACCAUGAAUGCAUCCGGAAGCUCCUUCAGUCUAAAUGCCCAGCCGAGAGCGUUGACAGUUCUGGGAAAACAGCUUUACAUUAUGCAGCGGCACAAGGCUGCCUUCAAGCCGUGCAGGCUCUUUGCGAACACAAAAGCCCCAUAAACCUCAAGGAUUUGGACGGGAAUAUACCACUGCUGCUUGCAGUACAAAAUGGCCACAGUGAGGUCUGUCGCUUUCUCCUGGACCACGGAGCAGAUAUAAAUUCCAGGGACAAAAACGGAAGAACUGCUCUCAUGCUGGCCUGUGAGAUCAGCAGCUCUAAUAUCGUGGAAGCCUUAAUUAAAAAGGGUGCAGACCUAAACCUUGUAGAUUCUCUUGGACACAAUGCCUUACAUUAUUCCAAACUCUCAGAAAAUGCAGGAAUUCAAAGCCUUCUCUUAUCAAAAAUCUCUCAGGAUUCUGAUUCAAAGACACCAACAAAACCAAAGCAGCAUGAUCAAGUCUCUAAAAUAAGCUCAGAAAGAAGUGGAACUCCAAAAAAACGCAAAGCUCCACCACCUCCUAUCAGUCCUACCCAGUUGAGUGAUGUGUCUUCCCCAAGAUCAAUAACUUCAACACCACUUUCGGGAAAGGAAUCUGUGUUUUUUGCUGAACCACCAUUCAAGCAGGCUGAGAUCAGUUCUAUACGGGGGAACAAAGACAGACUAAGUGACAGCACUACAGGUGCUGAUAGCUUAUUGGAUGUAAGUUCUGAAGCUGACCAACAAGAUCUUCUUGCCCUGUUGCAAGCAAAAGUCGCUUCUCUUACCUUGCACAAUAAGGAAUUACAGGAUAAAUUACAGGCCAAAUCACCCAAGGAGGCAGAAGCAGAUGUGAGCUUUGACUCCUACCAUUCCACUCAGACAGACUUGGCCCCACCCCUAGGCAAACCCAGAGACACCUCUCCCUCAGACUCCAAAUCAUUUCCCCCUGCCUUACCACAGUCUGCGAGUAGAUCCACUCUCGACGGCGAUGGCCGAAUUCAGCAACUACAAGAGAUCCUGCAGGACCUGCAGAAGAGGCUGGAGAGCUCCGAAGCAGAGAAGCAGCAGCUCCAGGCCGAGCUCCGGUCCAGAAGGGCUGAAUUGGUGUGCGUCAACAGUGCGGAGAUUUCCGAGAACGGCUCUGACCUCAGCCAGAAACUGAAAGAAACCCAGAGCAAAUACGAGGAGGCCAUGAAAGAAGUCCUCAAUGUGCAGAAGCAGAUGAAACUGGGCCUCGUCUCGCCCGAAAGUGUGGACAGUUAUUCGCAUCUCCGGGAACUGAGGAUCACUGAGGAGGAAAUAGAUGUGCUGAAGCAGGACCUCCAGAACGCGGUGGAAGAAAGUGAAAGAAAUAAGGAGAAGGUGAGAGAGUUAGAAGAAAAACUUGUAGAGAGGGAGAAAGAUAUGGUCAUUAAGCCUCCUAUAGAAGAGUACGAGGAAAUGAAAAGCUCAUACUGCUCUGUUAUUGAGAACAUGAAUAAGGAGAAAGCAUUUUUGUUUGAGAAGUACCAAGAGGCCCAAGAAGAAAUCAUGAAAUUAAAAGAUACCCUGAAGAGUCAGGUCACCCAAGACGCUGGCGACGAAGCCGGGGACAUGAAAGAGGCCAUGAACAGGAUGAUAGAUGAACUCAACAAACAGGUGAGCGAGCUGUCCCAGCUGUACAAAGAAGCCCAGGCCGAGCUGGAGGAUUACAGGAAGAGGAAGUCUCUAGAAGACGUGACAGCCGACUAUAUCCAUAAAGCAGAGCAUGAGAAACUGCUGCACGUGACGAACGUAUCCAGAGCUAAGGCGGAAGAGGCGCUGUCCGAAAUGAAGUCUCAGUACUCGAAGGUGUUACAUGAGUUGACCCAGCUCAAACAGCUCGUGGACGCCCAGAAAGAGAACUCUGUCUCCAUCACGGAACAUUUGCAAGUGAUAACCACCCUGCGGGAGACCACCAAAGAGAUGGAGGAAAAAAUCAGCAGUCUCAAAGAGCACCUUGCCAGCAAGGAAGGAGAGGUGGCAAGGCUGGAGAAGCAGCUCCUGGAAGAGAAGGCCGCCAUGACCGACGCCAUGGUGCCCAGGUCCGCCUACGCAAAGCUCCAGUCAUCGUUAGAAGGUGAGGUGAGUGUGUUGGCCUCAAAAUUGAAGGAUUCGGUAAAAGAGAAAGAGAAGGCCCAUUUGGAGCUCACCCAGACGAGAAGCGAGGUGUCACAAACGAAAAGGGAAAAGGAGAAUAUUCAGGCUCUCUUAAAGGCCAAAGAGCAGGAAGCAGACGAACUCCGGCAACAGCUCCAGGACGCUCAGGAAGAGCUGGCAGAAAGGAAGAGACAGUCGGAGAGCUCUUCCAGACUGGAGGAGGAUAAAGACAAGAAGAUCAGUGAGAUGUCGAAGGAAGUCACCAAGUUGAAGGAGGCCCUGAACAGCCUCUCGCAGCUCUCCUACUCCGCGAGCUCGUCCAAGAGGCAGAGUCAGCAGCUCGAGGCGCUGCAGCAGCAGGUCAAACAGCUCCAGAACCAGCUGGCUGAAUGCAAGAAACAACACCAGGAGGUCGUAUCUGUUUACAGAAUGCAUCUUCUGUAUGCCGUGCAGGGCCAGAUGGAUGAAGAUGUCCAGAAAGUACUGAAGCAAAUCCUUACCAUGUGUAAAAACCAGUCCCAGAAGAAGUAAAAUGGAUUCCUUGGCAGGGCACUGCCCCCUUGUUGUCCAUCUUUGUGUUAGAUCUGGAGUUGUUGACAACCACUGCCAUUGUGCUCACUCGUGGUCCGCACCGCGGCCUCGCAGAGCUUUUUCCCUUUCCAAAGGCAGCUUUCUGAAGACUUUCUGAGGCCCCGGAGAAGACUGUCCUCCUCAGAACCGCUCAGAGACUUCAGAGCAGCACAGGUGACACACCGUGUUAGCCCUUCAGAUUCCAGAGCUGGGGUCAGCCACACCCAGGGGGUCUGGUCCUGGUGCUGGCCAGUGGGCGCCCCCCUCGGUGGCUGACCAGCUGACGGCCUUUGUUGCCUUUGUUCCCGCAUUCAGGCCGAGGCGUUCAGCACCGGCGGGGGCUCUUCUUGCCUUUGGUUUCCAAUCCUAAAACACGAUUCAACUUCCGACCCAAUUAGUCUGGCUCUAGUUCUGUGGCAUGCACGCUGAAGAGCCUUUAUCAUGAUAUCCUGUGGAUUUUAAAUCUCAUUCUGUCAUUCCCCCCCCAUCUGCCUUAGAAAGCUCAUCGCGCUGCCCGCUGCUCCUCGGUCCCAGGUCCCACGGUGUGGUGAGCCCUGUUCACUCAAAUCCGAAGCUGAAGAACAAAAGCCGAUUGUCCUGAGAAGUUCUUUUUAGCAAAUUGUUGACAUAUUGCAGAUUUUCUAUGCAAACUGGCCUCCUGCUGUUAUCCGUGAAGCUCAGGAAUCCAGACAUUGGUGUUUCAACAAGGGACAGUAAACUGCGUGUUUACAGACAAAGGAAAUGCCUCAUGGUUCUUAACCUCAAUUUUUUAAAAGUGUUGUUUUUUUCUUUACAAUAUUUUUAUUGGCUCUUAAAGAUGUUUUCAUAGCUAAACCCCCAAAUAAGCAAAAUCUGUUAGACUCUAUUAACAAAGUAUUUUUAGGUAACCAUGCUUGCAACUUUUUUUAAAGCCUCUUUCUUCAGAGUUUUCCGCUAUAGCCAGGGGUGGUUAUGUAUUUAUUCCUAUUCCAAACUCUACGUGAGCUGCCACCGGUAUCCCUAGACUUUCUGCCAUUGUGUCCUUAGAACUGUAGCACAUUUCUGAAUACGGUAAACCCUCCCUUUUACCCCGUAUCUUUGAAUGCCCCAGCAUUACCAGCGCCCAUAAACGAUCUCGGGAGGGACCGUUAGUACCGAUCUCUUUUCCAGUGUUGAAACUGAGAAUCCCCAUACGGUACACAUGAUGGUGCAGAGCAAAUGUUGUGUGUGUGUGGGGGGGGGGGGGUUAUUUCUGUUCACUUUACUUUCAGGUUAAAAGUGUUUGAACUUGCCUGCAGCUCCUUAUGGCAUUUUUGUUAAGGAGGGAUGUCGGCCAAGCACAGACCGCUCCGAAGUGUGUAACUGAAGGGGCAGAGGCCUGGCCUGACAGUGCUCCACGCACCGUAGGGCCGCCUGGGCGCACAGGGUGCUUGGCUGUUUGGGAGGAUGUGUUCAUCUCUAUUGGACGAGGACCAAGGACAGCAAAGCAGAAAUGGCUUUCAAGCUUGGUGUUACUUUUCUAAAGUUGUUUAUAGUUCAGCCGUUUCGAAAAUGCUCCAAAGAAAUGUGAAAAGGACUUUUUGUCACAGCCCUUAAUACAAGCAGCCCUCCCCACUCCUGCCCCCGUGCAGAAAUGCUGCAGAGUAUAAAACUUGAGACAUUUUGUAGGAUGCCUGACAAAGUGUAGCCUUUCAUCUUGUUUCAGGAUGCAUAUUUAUUAUAAGUACUCCGGUUAAAUACUGAAAAGCUAUAUGCUGUAGUUUAGCAUUUUUGCCUUUGUAAUUUACAGAAGGUAUUGCAGAAAAUAAACUUUGUUUCAUUUUGCA